Molecule: messenger RNA, 3414 nt
Organism: Solanum tuberosum (potato)
Lineage: Eukaryota; Viridiplantae; Streptophyta; Magnoliopsida; Solanales; Solanaceae
Product: putative phosphatidylinositol N-acetylglucosaminyltransferase subunit C
Exons: 2
Coding region: 2221-3141 (306 amino acids)
Biological process (GO): GPI anchor biosynthetic process
Cellular component (GO): glycosylphosphatidylinositol-N-acetylglucosaminyltransferase (GPI-GnT) complex; membrane
Source: RefSeq, a predicted model, not a curated record
GCAAAAUGUUUGUUUUUUUUUAAUCAUGUCUUGUAGUGCUUUUUUUUGGUGAAAAUAUUAUUUUUUUAUAUGGAUGUGUGAUUAAAUUAGCUAAAGUUGAAUUGGGAUUUUGUAAAAGUUGAUGGGUUUAGAAGGGGAUGUGAUGUAGAUAUGUUACGUAUAUUAUCUGUUGUUGGUCAAAAGAGUCGGGAUUGUGGGUUUUAGUUGAUUCUACUUCCCUAUAUUAGUUGAUUCCAUAAUGUGAACGAUUGAACGAAUGGACAUGACUGUAAACAUUUAUGUCCAUUAUCAUUUUUCCCGGAGCUCCAAGUUGCUUUUCUUCAGUGUUGAGAAUGAUGCAGCAUAAAGCUACAAAAGGGAUUUCUUUUUCCCUUUUGUUUUCUAACUCGACCAGGGUUUGCUUUUGGAGGAAUUGAUGUAGUCGUUGGAAGAUUUGUUGAUUGUUCGGUUCAGCUUCAAUGAUUAAGCCACUUGAUGAAGUUUUUUCUUCACAAAAUUGGAAUGAAAUGAUUCUUAUUCUGUCAAAUAAUCUUGUUUUUUUUAAAUCCUACAUAACAUGAAGUAAAAUAAUCAGAGAAAAAUUAUUACUCUCCUCUAUUUUUUGUGUCAAUUAAAGACUACAAACAAACAACUUAAAGCUCUGGAGCUGCUGUCUGCAUUUUUAGAGUAACUAUUGAUAGGCUUUCUGGCUAGAAAUUAGAUCCUCCUGGAAACAUAUGCUUGCUUCAGAUGUAGUUCCUAUCUGGAAAUAACGACUUCCGAAGAAAAUUUAGACCUGGUAAGAGUUUAUCCAUAUCAUAGUUCUAUAACACCUUUGCAGUGGGUAAAACAAUAUACUAUAGCAGUUGAUUCUUAUUUGAAGAUGGAGAGGCAAAUUCUUUGACCUGUCAUUUUUAUAAUUAUUGGUUUAGGUAGAGAUGUCUAUGUAAGCUAUUGCUGAUUCUUGUGAUAUAGGAUAUUGAUAUAGGUUCUUCCACUAUUACUAAAUGAGCUAAGAGGCAAACUUCUGUUGCUUAGGAUACUUUUGUGAAAUUGCCUCGUAGUAGUGAUGGAAGGUAAAGGUUUAUGGUAUAAUUUAUGUGGCCGGAACAUAAACUAUGAAGCGUCAUAUUGAGGAUACUCAUAUUCCAAAAAAACAAUAAUGAGCUUCAACUUCAUUAAAAAGAAGCUUCAGUCUAAACCAAUUGAUGAUCAGGCUAAAUACCGUGAGAAACUGUUCAUAGCUAUACUGAAGCAUAAUUAUACUUUUCAGUUUUGUAGAACAUCAAGAAAAUAGGGACAUUCAUUUGUUUCUAAAUCAAACCCCUAAGACCAUAUCAAGAAAUACAGCUAAGUCAGAUAUCUUGAAGAUGUACACAAGAGAAAAAUAAUGUCUUUAAAAUGAGCUUGUAGUAAUUUGUGUUAGAGUUUGCUUGCAGAGUACUGUUUUGUGCUGCAAAAUACUGCUUGUGUGAAAGCUGGUCUUUAGAGCUGAAAGAAACCUACUUUUAUGCUGCUGAAAAACAGGGGAUUAGUCGAGUUUGAGUAUUGAAUUAGUUGAUUUUUCAAGUAUUAAUGCCUGAGACAAUCUUGAUAGUACUUUUGGUUUUAAGCCCUUGCUGAAAUAUGAAUUAUGCUUUGAAGUUUGCCCGUGUGUUAUGUAUAUAACUAGAAGUGGACAUACUUUCUCCUUUUGGAUGUAACAUCACAGCACCAUUUUAGUACUUCUUUACAUCAAUAAAUUUAUACUUGCCAUUUCGAAAAAGAAAGAGUAUAAGGCAGUUAUAUCUUACUUUUUGAGGGAGACUUAAAUGCUUCAUUAGUCUAAAAGCUGAAGAUAUCAAGAUUAUAUUUCACCAAUUAAGAGGGAUUAAUUGAUGCAAAAUGAAAUUGGAUGAUAUCAGACUCAAUAAUGAUAAACAGUGCAAGAUAAAGAGUUUCUGUAGCCAGGGAUCUUUUUUCUUUCUUAGAUGUGUUUUAAUGUCUGCAAUGUCUUUAUCUAACUUAAAAAUUACUAAAUAGACAGCGACAUCCAGUUACUUAAAUUAUUAUGUUCUUAUCCCAAAGGCGAGUGCUGAUUAAAAUAUUACAUGGCUCCAGACCCCAAGCAAGGUUGCAUUAUUUGUUGUGUUUCCCCUUUUCCAUUUCCAACUUGUCUUAUAAACUAUAGGAGAGAUUAGUGAUUUAGGAUCCCCAAGUGUUAUCAUUUAAUUUUUCACAGAUGCCAUGGAGUAAAAUUGUAUGAUACAAAUGGAAGUUAGCAUCAGUGGAAGCUCUUCUCCAACCCAUUAUAAAUGGAGAAAAGUUGUUUAUGGUGGGAUGCAACCUGGCUUUGGUGACAAUCACACAGAUGAAUCCUUCCUGGAGGAAAUGAUCAUGAAUGCUAAUGUUGUCAAAAGAGACUUAUUGAAGGUGGUGCUCGAUGCAGUUCCUAUCUCACAAUAUCUUUGCAUUGUCGCCCUUGUGGUUUUGGUUUGGACCUACACCCUCACAAAUACCUUGACAGAAAAAUAUCUUUUGCUACUGAAUGUUAGCCUACUUGGAUCGGGAUUCUUUAUUCUGCUUUUAACUGCAGACAUGAUACCCUUCAAUCUCCUCCUCAAUUAUCUCCUAAAGAAUACCUUCUUCAUAACUGCCUUAUAUAUGUUGUCUCCUAUCUACCACACACUUACUAGGUCCAUAAGCUCGAAUUCUAUAUGGGCACUAACAGCUUCCCUUCUCAUACUCCAUCUCUUCCUGCACAAUUACUCAGGGUCCACUGUAAAGGCUCCUGGAGCUUUAGAUAAUCCAACCCUGACAAGCAAUAUCUCUCUGAAUGCUUCGAUCGUGGCUUCACUUCUGAUUUCUUCUCGCCUUCCAUCAAGGCUUCAUGUCUUUGCUAUUGUGCUAUUCUCCUUGCAAGUUUUCCUCUUUGCUCCUUUAGUGACAUAUUGUGUCAAGAAGCGUUCUUUCAAGCUGCAUAUUUGUUUCUCCCUUCAGUUAUUGGUUCUGACACUAGUCUUCACUUACCAGUUGCAUAAGCUGCUUUUCAUUGUGCUUUUGGGCAUCUUUGUCUUUGUUAAUUUGGUUUGUCCUUACUGGCUGAUAAGGAUUCAAGAGUACAAGUUUGAGAUUAAUGGCCCUUGGGAUGAGGCUAAGCUCUGUUUUAACAUUACAGAAUGAACAGAAAUUUCAGGUUUGAAUGAGAACUCAGCGAGAAGCAUAACCUCUUUAGUGCAUGAGUUUAUUGGUGCGAAUUCAAAUUUAGUAUCAUGAUUUUACAUAUUCAAUUCAUAAUUAUGAUUAAGUAUGGAGGAAUUCUAUCGUUCCAGAUAUAGCCUUCCGUGAUAAUAUCAUGUUAUUUGUGAGAUUCACGGACUAGGCUAAUUAUAACUACUGCAGUCUAUGAACAUAUUAUACUUUAAUUUCUUUUUGACAUGUUUCACAGGAGAGCAA